This is a messenger RNA of Caenorhabditis remanei, 4008 nucleotides long. RefSeq lists its product as uncharacterized. The transcript has 5 exons. The record is from RefSeq and is a predicted model, not a curated record. The coding region runs from base 1 to 4008 and encodes 1335 amino acids. NCBI's taxonomy places the organism in Eukaryota, Metazoa, Nematoda, Chromadorea, Rhabditida, Rhabditidae.
AUGCCGCCUAAGAAACGCAAAUUUGAAGAAGUCGAAAGAGGGGAACCAAUUGGAUCAGAGGGCGAAUACAAGUGCACUCUUUGUGGACAGGAAUUUAUCAGAGGAUGCGGACUUGCAAGUCACCUUCGUAAGCAUGCUCCUGUCAGCUUUGAUUGCUAUCACUGUGGUCAUUCGAGCAAGUCUAAGCAUAAACACGACAGACACGUGCUUGUUGCUCACGCCGAUUACGUUCGCCGAGGCGGAAUCCUUCGUGGUCCAAUUAUUCGUAAAGUCAAAGAAGAAUUGCCAAGUGAUUCCAGUGAUGACGAUGACAUUCCGCUGCCAUCAAUUCCACCGGUUACAAGAAGAAUGUCGGGAUUGAAGAGAGUAGAAGAAGUCGUUCUCUCCCGUGACAUCAAAAUGGAAGAACCAGAUGAUUACGAAGAUAUACCAAACUCUUCAGUCAGAGGACCACCAGAAGCACCGCCGGACCCACUAGCACUACCAACGCCAAUCGCAACACCAGCUCCAAAAGCACCAACUAUGCCACAAGAAACAGCAGUUCCAGUAGCACUACCAGCACCAGUAUCGAGGCCAGUUCGAAAAUCAAUGCGAGCAGCAGUAUCAGAAGCAGUGCCAGUCACAGUGCCAUCGGUAGUACCAGUAACAGCUUCAGAAGCACCAACUAUGCCACAAGAAACAGCAGUUCCAGUGGCACUACCUGCGCCAGUAUGGGGACCAGUCCGAAGAGCAGUGCGAAGAUCUGAAGUAUCAGUUGCAGUGCCAGAUCCAGUGCCAUCAUUGGUGUCAGUAACAGCUCCAGAAGCACCUAUUAUGCCACAAGAACCAGCAGUUCCACUACCAGCGCCAGUAUCGAGGCCAGUCCGAAAAUCAAUGCGAACAGCAGUAUCAGUAGUAGUGCCAGACACAGUGGAUACAAGCAAGUUAUCCAUGAAUGUGAAAGAAGAUAUGCCAGUGGAAGUGAAAAUGGAAAUCGUUGAGAAAAUAGUACACGCUUCCACGGUAUCACCACAAGCUACACAUGUUGUGAAGACGAUGAAACUGGGAUUGAAGCCGAGAAAGCUGUCGUUGAAGAAGGCAGCGGUGAAGAAAGCCGAGAACUUACUCAAUAAUGACACUGUUCCCCGUCAACGAGAUGUAUCUCCUGCAACACGUUUAAAGCUUCCAUUCGGAUGUCCAAUAUGCCCAAGUCGAUUCAAUGUUCACCCUCGUGCGUGUUUCCAUGUUUUGAGCCACCGACAGAAAAGACACUUGGCACCGACUAGCAUUAAGUUUUUCUCAAAGAAAUUGGGAACAAGUCAGGAAGGAUACAAAAUGAAGUCCGUACCGUUCAUGAGAUGGAGAUUGCGUUUUGACAAUCGUUCGGUGGAUGAGAAGAGAGCCGAACGACUGCGAUACAUGAAAGAAAACUUUGGUCACUCAAUUUCGUCACCUAGAUCAGCAGCUGCUGAUUGCAAACCGGGUUGCAGCUCAUCUCCCAUGAGAUCCAAACUCAAACCGAAAUUAAAAGCAAUUGCGAAGAGGAGAAAGGCUCUCAAAAUGAGCAACACUAGAAAUCUGUUCAUGAAAUGCGGCACACAAUUCGGACAAAGAGUUAUCUUCGAGACGUACAGCUACUACCUCUGCAAAGAUUGUCCAUACGUCACUUGGAACGUUUCAUCGCUUUGGCGUCACUUCCGACAUCAUAUUCAACGUUCGAUAAUGUCAUGGACAUGUGUAUCAUGUUCCUUCAGCUCUGCCAACCGAGUGAAGGUUGACCAGCAUGUAAAACUGCACAAGGAAAUUCCAGAAACGGAUUUGGAGUAUUCCCAUUGGCUUCGCUUUGAGCGCAGAGUCAACAGGACUGACUUGAAUAAGCCGACGCCAUCAAAAAAGCUUCCUACUCGCCAGUAUAACUACCCAGCAGCGAAUCGUACGUUGCGCAGUGCAGAUCGCUCGAGCAAUCAAGAUAUGCUAAACGGAACUAUGGAAGAUCAACUGGACGACAAUGUUCCGCAAACAUCCAAUGGAGAGGUGGCGACAACACCUAAAAUAGCGUAUAACACAAACCUUAAAGCAAAUGGAGGUGCAAAAAAUGAUUUUGAAAUGUUACCACAACCAGUAAGAGCAGCUCAUCAAGUGGUUACCAGAAGACGUCUAUCGGCUAAAACAACUCAGCAAUUGAUUGAAGAAAUUCAACAAUCAGAUGAAGAGCCUGAACUGCAGGUUAACGGGUUACAACAACCAACUACAGUAAUCGAGCACCCAACUAAAACAGUUCAACAAGCGGUUAAGCCAGCAGGACAAACUACAGAAGAAGCUCAACCUGUAAAGAUUCCUGCAGAGCAACCGGCAAAAUCAACUGAACAGCCGGUCAAAUCGACUACAACGUCCACAAAAACUGGAGGAAAAAUGAUGCAAGCCAAAACAGAUCCAAAGAAUUCCAAGUCAGCUGCACAAUCGGCAACUGUUGCAACACAAAAAACUGUCAAACCACCGGAGAAAGCUGUUCGACACUUGGAACAGUUGGCUGCACAACCAGAAGUCCAGCAACAGGCAGAAGAAGUACAAAAAUCUGCAAAAACAUCUCAACCGCGGAAGAAGGGUGUCAAACCUUUGAAGUCAACUGAACAGUCUGUUAAAACAGAUCAGAAACCUGCAAGACAAGUUCAACAACCGGCUAAGUCAGCAUCAAAGUCAGAAAAUGGAUCACAGCAACCGGCGAAACCAGCUGAACAAAAAUCUGUUCUAAAAAAAGAAGCUCCGAAGUUGGCUCAAGUAGAUAAUCUUGAGAAAGCAGCUGAAGUUAAUUCCCAACAGGCUGCUAGCUCCAAUUCUACUCAAAAAAGUAAAAGAGCAUCUCAAUCAGUCCGUUUUCAAGAGUCUCCAUCAUCCACCUCGCCGGCUGAUGUCAAAGGUUUUAAACCGGAGGAAUAUUUGUCCCAAAUUAAGACAGUGCCAUCAACAGUGGUUCAAUCGGUUGCAGUGAGCCAACCGAAGUCAAUUGUGAAAAGUCAAGCUCAACCACUGGAAAAACCUAAUAUUUCUUUCACUGCUCGACGGGAGCCUAUUUUCAAAUUCACUCCAUUGAAUUCAUCUGCUUCGUGUGCUGGCACGUGGAGUUCUACUGCAUUCAGCUCUGCUACAUCAACAGUCCGUUUUAAUUUUGAUUACAAAGCUCCAAGAGAUGAUCCCACAGUCAUAACAGCACCAACAUCAAGCUUAGAAGCAAUCACAAUGAUGAAUUUGCAGAAAAUUGUUACCCCAAAAGAAUCUAAAGACUCUAAUAGUAUGCCAAGACGCGAAGGAUCUAGAAAGCGAUCAAUUGAUGACGACGAUGACUCUUCCGACCGAUCCACACCUUCCUCUCAUGGUGAUUCAAUCCAAUCAACCUCUUUAUCGCAACAAACUUCACAAUCAACUUCUCCUCCAUCAUCUCCAGUCGAUAUUCCCCAUUAUCGAAAGGAAUUAGUGAAACCGAGAUACGAAGAUUUUCUCUAUGUGAAGCCCGUGUACCCGGAUUUCCAAAAAGAGCGACACCCAUUGGAUGCAAAUGGAAGGUAUCAAGUGGCCAUGCGAGAAUAUGAGAAAGCUCUGGAAAUUCGACAAAGACAAGGCAGUCUCAUCCCAGUUAGUGACGAUCAAUUCAAGACUCCACUUCCAGUGACGGCAGAUACUUUUGCUCCACACAGACCAAGAGAAUAUCUAAUGAGAGAGUUUGCAAUUGAAAGAUCUCGUCGCUGUGCGGAUUGUCCAUUUAAGGAAGACAACUUGGAGCGAUUCCGCAAACAUCGGGAUAAGCAUCUCUUGCCAGGACGUCACAAAUGCAAAGAAUGCAACUACUCUUCUUUCGACUAUCAUCAAGUUCAAGAGCACAUGUUUGUAGAUCACUAUCUGAGUGAUAUCAAGCUAUUGGAAGGACUUCCAUCGUCGGAUGAAGAUGACUACUCACCUCCACCACAGCGUAAGCCAAAGGCCAAGAAGAAGACGGGCGGCAGAAGAAAGAGAAGACGCCGUACUGACUAUUGA